Messenger RNA from Nerophis lumbriciformis (worm pipefish), 993 nucleotides. The record is from RefSeq and is a predicted model, not a curated record. NCBI's taxonomy places the organism in Eukaryota, Metazoa, Chordata, Actinopteri, Syngnathiformes, Syngnathidae.
AUGAAGAAAUUUAUGGCCUGCACAGUGGCGCUCGGCGCGUUUGCCUUCUCCGGUUGCGGAGAGAAAGAAGAGGGAAAGCCAAGCUAUGCCCUUGUCACCACGGGAGUGGCUUCGUUCUGGGAUAUUUGCAAAAAAGGAGGCGAGGAUGCCGGCAAGGAAUUGGGAGUGGAGGUUGAAGUUCUCAUGCCAUCAUCGGGCGAUGAUCAGAAGUCGAAGCUCGAGGAUUUGCUGGCCAAGGGUGUUGAUGGAAUUUCCGUUGCGGCCAUCGACCCAAUCAAUCAGGCCGGCUUGUAUGACGAGGUGGCCGAGAAUUCCAUUUUGAUCACGAUGGACACCGACGCUCCGACCAGCAAACGCGAGGUUUAUGUCGGCAUGGACAAUUACGAUGCCGGAUGGAUGUGCGGUGAGCUGGUGAAAGAGGCGAUUCCCAAGGGUGGAGAAGUUGUUCUCUUCAUUGGUCGGCUCGAGCAAGACAAUGCGAAGCGCCGUCGACAGGGAGUGAUUGACUGCUUGCUUGGACGUGAGAAGGAUUCCAGUCGUUACGAUGCACCGGGUCAGUCACAGAUCGGUGAAAAAUAUACGGUGCUGGCGACUCUGACCGACCAAUUUGAUCGCGCGAAGGGGAAGGCCAACGUGGAAGACAUGCUGACGAAGCACGAGGGGGUUGCGGCAUUGGUGGGGCUUUUCGCCUAUAACCCACCGCUGAUUCUUGAGGCCUUGAAGCAGGCCGGAAGGGUCGGGGAGGUGAAGGUGAUCGGCUUUGAUGAGGACGAGGUCACUCUGCAAGCGAUCAAGGAUGGCGCGGUUUACGGGACGGUGGUGCAGGAUCCUUAUGAGUAUGGAAAGCGCUCCAUCGAGGUUCUCCACGCACUUUCCAAGGGAGAUAAAUCUGUCAUCCCUGAGAGCAGGUUUAUCGAUAUUCCCGCCCGCCAGAUCCGCAAAGCGAAUGUCGAGGCAUUCUGGGAGGAUCUGAAUUCCAAGCUUGGAAAGUAA